Phyllopteryx taeniolatus (common seadragon) is the source of this 3851-nucleotide messenger RNA. RefSeq names its product galanin receptor 2b (gene galr2b). Gene Ontology annotation, molecular function: G protein-coupled receptor activity. Lineage: Eukaryota; Metazoa; Chordata; Actinopteri; Syngnathiformes; Syngnathidae. The transcript is spliced from 3 exons. Gene Ontology annotation, biological process: G protein-coupled receptor signaling pathway. Bases 74 to 1228 code for a protein of 384 amino acids. Gene Ontology annotation, cellular component: membrane. The record is from RefSeq and is a predicted model, not a curated record.
CGAGAGGGAACAGAAGGACUCGGUGCUGGGAGUCAGGACUGUGUCGUCAUCAUCAUCAUCAUCCAGUUUUUUCAUGCCCCAGAUUUCCAAAAUGUCCGACAUGGAGGAUUUGGCCAAGCCGAGCGUGCAGGCCAACGCUUCAGAGAGCUACCCGCUGAACCCGGCCAGCGUGAUCGUGUCGGUGGUCUUCUCGCUCAUCUUCCUGCUGGGCACGGUGGGCAACAGCCUGGUGCUGGCCGUGCUGCUGCGGAGCGGCCAGGUGGGCUACAACACCACCAACCUGUUCAUCCUCAACCUGAGCUUGGCCGAUUUCUUCUUCAUCAUCUUCUGCGUGCCCUUCCAAGCCACCAUCUACUCGCUGGACGGCUGGGUGUUCGGCUCGUUCAUGUGCAAGGCCGUGCACUUCUUCAUCAACCUCACCAUGUACGCCAGCAGCUUCACACUGGCCGCCGUCUCUGUCGACAGGUACUUGGCCAUCCGCUACCCGCUACGCUCCAGAGAGCUGAGGACGCCAUGCAAUGCGGUGGUCGCCAUGGUGAUCAUUUGGGGCCUGUCCUUGGUGUUCGCGGGGCCCUACCUCAGCUACUACGACCUGAUCGACUUCGCCAACAGCACCGUGUGCAUCCCCGGCUGGGAGGAGCGCGACCGCAAGGCUCUGGACACGUGCACCUUCCUGUUCGGCUACGUCGUCCCCGUGCUGAUCGUCAGCCUGUCGUACACGCGCACCAUCAAGUACCUGUGGACCGCCGUGGAACCCCUGGACGGCAUGUCCGAGUCCAAGCGGGCCAAGCGCAAAGUGACCAAGAUGAUCAUCAUCGUCACGGUGCUCUUCUGCAUCUGCUGGCUGCCCUACCACGUGGUCAUCCUGUGCUACCUGUACGGCGACUUCCCCUUCAACCAGGUCACCUAUGCCUUCCGCCUCCUGUCGCACUGCAUGGCCUACGCCAACUCCUGCGUCAACCCCAUCGUGUACGCGCUGGUUUCCAAGCACUUCCGCAAGGGCUUCAAGAACGUCUUCAGCUGCCUGCUCAGCAAGAACGGUCGCAACAAGGUUCACGUGGUGCACGUGGCCAACACCGUGCCGGGUUUCGAGGGGGCAUCCACUGAGGUGUCGCAGAUGAACGAGGAGAACGCCCGGCAGAACGAGUGCGAGAUGACGAACAGAAGGGCGGCCGAGCCCCGGGAGGCCACGGUCACCCUAAACCUGCCCUUUCACCAACCCACCUGAGCGUAUUAGAGAUUGGUGACAGAAGAGGGGCACCACAUCCUGUGCAUUCAUCUGGAGCUGUGCGCCCUGGUUUGACCAGUACUGUUUGUGUCUAUUUUCUAUUGCCCUCAUCUUCAUGAGGGUUUCAGGCAAGCGGGAGCAAAUCCUAACUGACUUUUGCCAAGAGACGCAGCAUACCCCCUGGAUUGGUCACUACCAGAUUGCAGGGCGCAUACAGACAAAGAACCAUUCACAGAUAACCAUUCAUCAUGUAUAUGGAGCCUAUAUCCCACAAGACUUUUGGCAAGAGAAGCAGGGUCACCACCGGAUUGAAGGGCACAUACACUAUAGGCAACAAUUGACAGCUAAUGAAAGUCAUCCAUCUUAUAUAUAGAGUCGAUUCCAAGAGAAUUUUGGCGAGAGAAGCGGGGUACAACUUGAACAGCUCACCAGCUAAUUUCAGGGCAAAUAUACACAAACAACCAUUUACACUAUGGUUGAACGUAACAUACAGUUGAAACCAGAGGCCUACAUUCACUACAUAAAAAGAAAUCCAGUUUUUUUUUCACUUUCUGACAUGAAAUGAAACAAAACCUUUCCUGUUUUAGGUAAAUUCCGAUCACCAAAAUUAUUUCCAUUUGCUAAAUGCCAGAAUAAAUAGAGAAGUUAUUUUUUUAAAGGCAAUUUUUCAUUACUUUCUUCAGAGUCAUACAUUUACAUACAGUAAGAUUACUAUGCCUUUAAACAAUUUAGGAAUUUAGAUGAUGUCAUUUCUUUGGAAACUUCUGAUAGGUUGAUUAAAAAUGUGAGUUAAUUAGAGACUUACUUGUAGAUGUAUUUGAACUAGGCCACCUGAAACACAUUGCUUCUUUGUGUAACAUCACGGGAAAGUCAAAAGAAAUCGGCCAAGAUAUCAGGAAGACAAUUGUGGAGUCUGGUUCAUCCUUGGGUGAAAUUUCCAGAUGCCUCAAUGCACCAUGUUCAUCUGGUCAAACAAUUGUAUGCAAGUAUAAACACCAUUGAAAUGUCUGGCCCUGCCGCUCAGGAAGGAGACGAGUUCUGUGUCUCAGAGAUGAACAUGCUUUGGUCUGAAAUGCGCAUAUCAAUCCAAGAACAAAAGCAGAAGACCUCAUGAAGAUGCUGGCUGAAGCUGGUAAGAGUGUGUCAUGAUCCACAGUGAAACGAGUACUGUACCGACGCGGGCUAAAAGGCCAUUGUGUCAGGAAGAAGCCAUUGCACCCCCAAAAAAUAUAUAUAAAAAAGAGAUUUAAUUUCCUGUAGUCUGAUUAAACUAAAAUUUAACUGUUUGGCCCUAAUGAGCGUUGUUACAUUUGGGGGAAAAAGAGGGAAGUCUAAGAACACCUUCCCAACUGUGAAAUAUGGGGGUGGCAGCAUCAUGUUGUGGGGUUGUUUUGCCACAGGAGGGACUGGUGCACAUCACAAUAUAGAUGGCAAAGUAAAAAAAAUCCUUCUCUCAUUAUUCUGGCAUUUAGCAAAUAAAAUAAUAUUUUCCUAACUGACCUAAGACAGAAAAUCUUUAGUCAGAUUUUAUGUCAGACUGAUGGAAAAAAAAGUGAGUCUUUUUAUAUAGUGUAUGUAAAAUUCUGGUUUCAACGGUACAUGUUUUGGAGUAUGGGAGGAAACCAUACUGUGGGAAAUCAAUGAAGAAGUCAGCGCAUGUCUAUUUUGUUUGGACGACACAUCUCAUAUCCCGUCGUUUGGCGGUGUUGUGGAGAACACAGUGGAAGGUCUUAACACAAUGCUGGUCAACCUCUUCAGAUUCUGAAAGUGUCGGAAAUGCUGCAAACUGAAACCAUCCAUCACAAUGACAGUAGACUGUCUUUUGUCAAAAGAGAGUACUGUAUAUGCGUGUGUAUGUCUGCAUGCAAAAAGGCACAUACGUGUCAGUGUGAUGUGUUCUCGGAUAACGUGAGCGUGCAUUUGUGUGACCUGUCGACACUGAACUUGAUGCUCAAUGUGUGUGUAUAUUUUCAUUGACAGUAGUUAUUGGCUCAUCUGUACCAUGUCUGUUUCAUAUAGAUCACUUAUUUUUAUUUCAUACCUGUCCUAUUCUAUUUAAUAAUUUUCACGUUUGAUUUUAUUCCAUACCAAAUAUGCUAUUUUCUCAUUUUUUCAUUUUGUAGCUUUAUUUCAUUUUACACUUAUUUUAUUUUAUUAUUGGAUUUUAUUGUUAUUUAGCUUUUUAACUUUUGUAUCUUGAUUUUUCACCUCUAUUUAAUUUUUGGGUGUUAUUCAUCAUUGUUUGAUUUUUUUUUAUAUUUUAUUUUGUCACUUUUAUUGUUUUAUUUAUUUCUAGACCACCUUUUACUCCACAUAAUGUGUUUUUAUUUUAUUUUAUUAUUCAUUUUAUUUAUUUUUCCAUGUUUUAUUUUCUCUUUAUUUUAUAUAUAUAUUUUGUAUUUUCUUAUUUUUCUUAUUUACAUUAAGUGUUUUGUAAUCCAAAUUUAUAUUUUAACUUUUUUACUUCAUACACUACAUUUAUGUAUUUACAUUUUUUUAAUCCUUACUUAUUACAUCCCUUGUGUGCAAGUGUAGCUGACCCUGUAAAUUAUUAUAUUUAUUUAUAAAUUCAUAAAUACAUUAUAUUUACUUUGAUGAAAAAAAAAAAUCCUUUUAAAUGUAG